UUUCAUGGCUAGUGUAUGGUUAUCCAUAUUUAGGUGCAUGCACUUUCUUCCAUUACAAUUUAAGUUCCUCACAACCUUGAUUUUUGUCAUUUAUCCCAUUAUCAUCAAUUUGGAUUGAUUUUAUCAGAAUGAGCCAACAACCCAGAAGAGAGGAAUUUGAGCAGUCAUUAGCAACCAAAAAUGACAAGAUUGAGCUUAGUGGUCCUGUCGUCAGACAAGAGGUUGGUGAGCGAAGAGGCGAAAUAACCAUUGGUGAAGCACUUGAAGCAACAGCAUUAACAUCAGGAAACAAAGCAGUUGAUUACAGUGAUGCAGCUGCAAUACAAGCUGCAGAAGUCAGAGCAACAGGCCGUACCAACAUCGUCCCUGGUGGUGUGGCUGCAGCAGCUCAAUCCGCGGCAACAAGAAAUGCUCGUCUUACACAAUACGAGGAGAAAACCAAAUUGAGUGAAGUUCUUGCGGACGCAGCUUCAAAGUUACCAUCAGAUAAACCAGUGACACGUCGAGAUGCUGAAGGAGUUAUUGGGGCAGAGUUGAGGAAUGAUCCUAACAUCACUACCCAUCCGGGAGGGGUCGCAGCAUCGUUGGUUGCAGCUGCCAGGAUCAACCAGAGCAAACAGAAUGCAGACAGCCCCCGCAGCCCCCAGAGUCCGGGAAAAAACUAACACACACACACACACACACACACACACACUUUACUAAGAUUAUAUUGCAUAACACUUUUUGAAUUUUUUUCCCUUUCUGUCAUUGUGUUUAUACUAGCACAUAUCCUUGUUAUGCACGAAUUGUUUAUUACUUUUAUUUGGACAAAAAUGUAAAUUAUUUGUAUAAAUAUUUUAGUACCUGAUAUAUAAUGUUUACCAGCAGUUA
Molecule: messenger RNA, 870 nt
Organism: Daucus carota subsp. sativus
Lineage: Eukaryota; Viridiplantae; Streptophyta; Magnoliopsida; Apiales; Apiaceae
Product: late embryogenesis abundant protein 47
Exons: 3
Coding region: 129-665 (178 amino acids)
Source: RefSeq, a predicted model, not a curated record